AUGGAUGAUAAGGGCUCCGUUGGGAAGAUCAGUGUGUCUUCAGACUCUGUUUCCACGCUCAACAGUGAGGACUUUGUGCUCGUGUCUCGGUUGGGCGACGACACACCCUCCUCCACUAAUAAUGGUAGUGACGAUGAAAAGACCGGACUGAAGGUGAUUUCUGAGGAAGGGGUCAGCUUUAAGAUCGUGGGUAAUGGAAGUGAGCAGCAGCUGCAGAGAGAGCUGGAGGACAUCUUGAUGGAGCCGCCCAUGUCUGACCCGGGGAAGGAAGGUCUGAGUGGACAUCUCAUUGUUUCCAUGGUCCCACCAGGUUGUGACCCUUUGAGCUCCAGCCCAACCUCUGUGGAAAUGGCUUUACCAGUGCAGACCGCUCAGGAGAGUGAGCUGAAUGAACGGUCAUAUCGAGGCGAUGAAUCGUCCUCAGAAGGCAGUCCCAUUAGCCCAAUCCCAGAUGAGGACAGUAUUGUGUUUAGCCAGCUGACAUAUCUGGGAUGUGCUUCAGUCAAUGCUCCUCGUAGUGAGGUCGAGGCUCUCCGCAUGAUGAGCAUCCUCCGAGGGCAAUGCCAACUUCCCUUGGACGUCACACUGUCUGUGCCAGGAGUCUCUGAGGGCACUGUCAGGUUAAUAGACCCUCAAAGCAGCACUGAAAUUGCCAAUUACCCCAUCUACAAAAUUCUUUUUUGUGUGCGAGGCCACGAUGGUACACCAGAGAGUGACUGUUUUGCUUUUACGGAGAGCCAUUACAAUGCUGAAAUCUUCAGGAUUCACGUAUUCCGUUGCCAAAUCCAAGAGGCGGUGAGUCGUAUACUGUACAGCUUUGCCACCGCUUUUCGGCGGUCAGCAAAAAGGGCUUUGAUGUCGCAACAGGCUCCCCCCCUAACCCCUGACAGUGAUCUAUUUACUUUCACGGUCAGCCUUGAAAUCAAAGAGGAUGACGGAAAAGGGGCCUUCAGUGCGGUUGCAAAAGACAAAGAUAAGCAAAGUUUCAAACUUCGUGCAGGAAUGGUUAAGAAAAUUGUUAUUUAUAUACAACAGACAUCCAAUAAGGAAUUGGCCAUUGAAAGGUGUUUCGGUCUUCUGUUGAGCCCAGGAAAAAAUGUGAAAAAUAGUGAUAUGCACCUGCUUGACUUGGAAUCAAUGGGUAAAAGCUCUGAUGGGAAGUCUUACAUCAUAACAGGAAGUUGGAACCCCAACACACCACAAUUUCAACCUGUGAAUGAGGAAACUCCAAAAGAUAAAUUCAUGUACAUGACAACUGCAGUGGAUCUGGUAAUAACGGAGGUAGAAGAACCGGUCAGAUUUCUGCUUGAGACACGUGUCCGGGUGUGCUCCCCGAACGACCGGCUCUUUUGGCCGUUUAGCAAGCGAAGUUACACUGAGACAUUCUACCUUAAACUACGGCAGAUGGAACGGAAGGAACGAAAGAGUCCCUUAGCUGACACAUUAUACGAGGUGGUUAGUUUGGUAAGUGAAACUGAGAGGGAGAGGCGGAAGACGACAACAAGUCCUGGCAUUUAUCUAAGUGGACCUGGAAACAUGGCAGCCUCACCUCCUGAGGAUGAUGAGGAGGAAGAUAAUGAUGAACCCUUACUUAGUGGCUCUGGCGAUGUUUCAAAGGAGUGUGCAGAGAAGAUCCUUGAAACUUGGGGAGACUUGCUAUCUAAGUGGCACCUCAAUCUGUCUGUGCGGCCCAGACCACUGCCUGCCUUGGUGCGUAACGGCGUCCCCGAAGCUCUGCGAGGGGAAGUUUGGCAGCUCCUUGCAGGCUGCCAUAACAAUGAUCACUUAGUUGAAGAAUAUCGUACUCUAAUAACAAAGGAAUCUCCUCAAGACAGUGCUAUCACCAGAGACAUCAACAGGACGUUUCCAGCGCAUGACUACUUCAAGGACACUGGGGGAGAUGGACAAGAUUCACUCUACAAGAUUUGCAAGGCGUACUCCGUGUAUGAUGAGGAGAUUGGAUACUGCCAGGGACAAUCCUUCUUGGCGGCUGUGCUGCUUCUGCAUAUGCCAGAAGAGCAGGCCUUCAGUGUACUGGUCAAGAUCAUGUUUGACUAUGGCCUCAGGGACCUGUUUAAGCAGAAUUUUGAAGAUCUGCAUUGCAAAUUCUUCCAACUUGAAAGGCUAAUGCAGGAGUACAUCCCAGACCUGUACACACAUUUUCUGAACGUGGGUCUGGAGGCGCAUAUGUACGCCUCCCAGUGGUUCCUCACACUCUUCACAGCCAAGUUCCCGCUCUAUAUGGUCUUCCAUAUCAUCGACUUACUGUUAAGUGAGGGAAUCAGUGUCAUCUUCAAUGUUGCUUUGGCACUUCUCAGGACCUCAAAAGACGACCUGAUUCAAGCUGAUUUUGAAGGUGCUCUUAAAUUCUUUCGGGUUCCAGUCCCAAAAAGAUACCGUUCUGAAGAAAAUGCAAAAAAGCUGAUGGAGCUGGCUUGUAGCAUGAAGAUAAGCCAGAAAAAGCUAAAGAAGUUUGAGAAGGAGUAUCACACACUUCGGGAGCAGCAGGAACAGCAGGAAGCACCCAUUGAGAGAUAUGAGCGUGAGAAUCGACGGCUACAGGAGGCCAACAUGCGCCUGGAGCAGGAAAAUGAUGACUUGGCACAUGAGCUGGUGAGCAGCAAGAUAGCUCUGCGCAAAGACCUCGACAAUGCCGAGGAGAAGUCUGAUGCUCUGAAUAAAGAAUUACUGCUGACCAAACAAAAGCUUGUGGAGUCAGAGGAUGAAAAGAGACGUCUGGAGGAAGAGUCUGCACAGCUCAAAGAGAUGUGUAGACGAGAGCUAGACAAGUCCGAAUCUGAAAUCAAGAAGAACGGCUCCAUCAUUGGUGAAUAUAAGCAGAUCUGCUCUCAGCUUAGUGAACGACUGGAGAAGCAGCAGACGGCCACUCUUGGGGAGCUGGAGAAGAUCCGGUCCAAAGUAGAGGGUUGUGAUAAGUGCAGCAAUCUAUUCAACAAAGAGGGUCGUGUGAGGGCCACAGUAAGCUCAGCUCCCUCUGGAGGCUCCGAGGAGGCUGAUGAAGAAAAAGAGGUUUUAAACAACCAGCUGAGAGAGAUGGAGCUGGAGUUGGCUCAGACCAAACUUCAACUGGUGGAGGCUGAGUGUAAAAUCCAGGAUCUGGAGCACACGCUGGGACUCGCCCUGAACGAGGUGCAGGCUGCCAAGAAAACCUGGUUCAACCGAACUCUAAGCUCCAUCAAGACAGUCACUGGGACACAGGGGAAGGAGACGUCAUAA
Molecule: messenger RNA, 3237 nt
Organism: Knipowitschia caucasica
Lineage: Eukaryota; Metazoa; Chordata; Actinopteri; Gobiiformes; Gobiidae
Source: the annotation of a GenBank genome assembly